Molecule: messenger RNA, 417 nt
Organism: Soboliphyme baturini
Lineage: Eukaryota; Metazoa; Nematoda; Enoplea; Dioctophymatida; Soboliphymatidae
Source: the annotation of a GenBank genome assembly
AUGCAAGGGACGGUUAAAACCUCUCAUUUACUUCCAUUUCGGGUAGAAACAAAUGUGCGCAUUGCAAGGCCACUGCAAACGGCAGACAGAGUCAGAAACACAAACGUCCUUCAGAGACGAAGAUUUAUAACCGUUGGUUUGGCACAGGAACCAGCGGUGCAUAGGCAUUCGAUGGUGAACUUGGGGAUGAACGCAAAAGACAUAGAGCUGCUUCCGACUAUGGAGAUCUCGGAAGACGUUGAUUUCGAACAAAGCAUAUGUGUAAUAUGCAGAGAAGAGUUUCGACACCGAGAACGGGUCACCCUUCUUCCAUGCAAACACGUGUUUCACCCGACGUGUAUAAAACAGUGGCUAGGGGGAAAGGGAAUAUGCCCUUCGUGCCGUCAGCCCGCGUCAUUUACCACAGCACAAAAAUGA